CUCAGCUGACACAAAUAGUUAAUUUAUUAUGAAACUUUAAGUCCAAGUUCAGAUAUUUAUGUUAAGUGAAAGACUGGGGUAUAUUAAAAAUGAUUGAUUGGACCACUGUAUCCAAUACCUAAUUAAAAUAUAAAACAUGAAUGCCAGGUCACAAAUUUUUGAGUUGUCUGUGGAGGGUCGACAAAUAGAAGAAGUUGUUCAAAGUAUAUUCCAUACAUUAUUAUUACAUAGGACAUUAGGAAAGUUUCAGUAUAAAGAAGAAGGUAGUUAUUCUAUAGGAACUAUUGGAAUAGUAGAUGAAGACUGUGAUUUUAUUGAUCUCACCUAUGUAAGAGUUGGGUCUGAAGAGUUAGAUCAAGCCAUCAAACGUGUAACAGCUUUAUUUAGAGAUUCGUUACGCAGUAGCGAUGGUGUACGCUCAGGACAGAUAUCAUUAGAGUUUUUUCAAAAGAAGCGAGCUCGUUGGCCAUUCCAAGCAGAAUGUAUACCAUGGGAAGUUUGGACUGUUAAAUUAGAUGUUUUAAAUCUUGCCAAUGAACAUGAGAGACAAGUUUGUAGGGAGAAAAUUGGUGAAAUUUUAUCAGAAAAAAUAUUAUUUGUAUCUGAAGUGAUGAACCGACAUGAAUAUGUUCCUAAAACACCCAAUCAAUCUGAGUUAGAUUUAAUAUUUGAUACAAGCUUCCAUGAUGUACAGCCUUAUUUAUAUAGAAUAUCUCACAGUACUACAGAACCUACAUCAACCUCAGUAGGAAUAUCGAUGAGGAAAUUUAUAAAAGAUACUUUAGCAUUGUGAUGAUAGACUUGGACUACAGGAUGAUCAACACCAGGCAUGCAUUACUAUACUUGAAGAUCAAGACUAAGACUGACGGAAUGUCGGUUUAGCUGUAUUUGCAUGUUCUGUCUGAUAAAUGCUCAAAUAUAUUUCAAUGUGAAUUUCACAAAAAUUGGCUAGUAUGGUGUUAAUUUUUGAAAAUGUCUGGGUGUAAAAAUGACCUAAAACUUUACCAAGAUAGAUGUAUUCUGUAAACUGAAAUAUUUUAUAUCACAGUUACGGUCAGCAUGUCACAUAUAUAAAGAUUUAUGACUUUUCAUGAAAGAAAAAGCAUAGGGUGUAGACUAUUUCAUUUGGAUUGCAUACCAGUACUGUGUAUUGUGCUGUGAAAUGUCGUUUUAAAGCAUUUGAAAUGAAGUUGUUACACAUGCAUACACGGAAUAUAUCAAUAAUAAUAGCUGUAUCAGGUUGGAUUGAAAUUAUAUGACAAGACUUUUAUUACUGUAUAUUUGCGAGUAUAGUGCGCAAGCAUUCAUAAUGCGCACCACUUACAUGCCUCCAAGAAAUCUCUGGAUUUUCAUUAGAAAAAAGAGUCACUUUAUCUUAAAUUUAUAACGAAUAAUGUCCUGCAGAAUCAAAACACAGGGGCGAUCUGAUAAGCUUUGGGCUCUCAGGUUUUACUGCCCCUCCCUCAACCAAUCCCAAAAUAUGCUCUCGAAACGUGUGCUCAUCCUAAUUCACUAUUGGAUUCGCACUAUGAUAUUUUUUCAAUAAGAUGUGUGGUGUGGUGUGGUGUUCAAUGCCCACCCCACGGUCCCCACUGGCGCAAUGGCUACCAAACAUAUUCCAUUUCUAGAUUCUUAUUGGGUGAGAUUAAUUUGCAAUAAUGACAAAUAGCAACUACAUUGUAGAUGUAAAAUAAUAUACUAUUCAAGCUUUAAAUACUUUGUAUAUUCUGUAAUAGAUUGUAUUUGUAAAUAGUGGAACUGGUAGUUUAUGUCAAUAGAUUCAUGGUGAACCGUCAUGUAAGGUCGUUGCACAAUCCUAGUUCAAAUGUGACAAGAGGAUUUGAAAUGAAUAGAGUUUUACGCCCCCCUUUUUGUAGGUAAAGGCGGGUAUUGUCAGGUUUAUAAUACGUAAUUGAAAAAUGACGACUUUAGUUGUCGAUUCAAAAGUGAGGUGUUUUGCCUCCAUUACUUAAGGCUAAUGUGAUCAUAGAGAUCUGGGCAUAUAUGAUUAACCUCAGUGAAUGCUGGUGAAGCCCACAUCAGUCCUUGAGCAAACCUCUGCUGUUGGUUAUUUAACAGAGAGUUUCAUAUAGAGUACUUGGAGGCACUAUGCAGAGCGAGAUUUGAUGUAAUCUUAGUCAGUUUGGUAUCAGUGUAAAGUCACGGUCUGGUGUGACCAUUUUUAUAGACAGUAGUAAUAUAUAAUAACCACGUGUAAAGACAAUAAUCGUGCUGUAUAAUGUUAUAAGAUGUAUAUUAAUUUAUAAUACUAUUGUAAUAAAUUAUUUGAUAAAUUUGUAUUUU
Lottia gigantea (owl limpet) is the source of this 2304-nucleotide messenger RNA. RefSeq lists its product as hypothetical. Gene Ontology annotation, biological process: autophagosome assembly; autophagy. NCBI's taxonomy places the organism in Eukaryota, Metazoa, Mollusca, Gastropoda, Lottiidae. The coding region runs from base 137 to 793 and encodes 218 amino acids. Gene Ontology annotation, cellular component: phagophore assembly site. The transcript has 9 exons. The record is from RefSeq and is a predicted model, not a curated record.